CCCCGUCCUCAGCGAAACAACUGCCGACGCCAUGUUAGCUUCUCAUUCGCUUCCGGGCUGGGAAAUCCGCUUCCGCUACCGGGAGCUCUACUUCCGGGUCCUGCUUACAAUUCAAAGAGUGGCGGGAGCAGUACCAGGCAAUUGAUAGCAUGUGUUGAUGGCUUUAAAAAAGCUAUCCCUCUCGCUGCUUUCCAUGGAGAGUGAUUCUGAGGAAUUGCCCACAUUUGCCUUUCUGAAGAAGGGACCAUCUUCAGCUGACAGGAAUCAGCCUCACAAGGAGAAUGUAGUGGUUGUCACCUCAGAUUCUGAGGCCUCCUGUCCUCCAUCACCAGGCUUGAAAGAUCCGCCAUUUGUCCCAGACACAGCUGAAGCUCCCACACAAGCAGGGCCAGUCAGGGUGCUGAGCAGUGAAAGUGAAGAGGAAGAUAUAUUUGUCCCCCUGGCUGAGAGGAUCACAUGUAAGUUUUUGACGCAUAAGCAGCUGAGCCCAGAGCCCUCUAGCUCCUCACUUAAAACUGUGUCGAAUCAUCAGAAUAUAAGUGGACCAUGUGACUGGAAAAAGCAGCCAAUUUCAGAGACCCCAGAUGUUCCUCUUAAUGACACCUUGGAGAAAAGCCCAGCAAAGGAUGGGGACUCUGUCUUAGACAGUUCUAGCCAACAGCUUCCAGCUUACCAGUCUGUCUGCAGGGAGCUGGCAGUAACCAAAACAGUUCCUGAUAUCCCUCUGCCGCAGAAGAGAACCAAGCACAGUCAGAAGGUCCAGAGAAGCGGCUCUCAGGGAUGCUGGCAGCAAAGACAGGCAAGCAGGCAGGAAAACGCCCCAAGCCAACAUGAAAAUAAAAAGAAGGCAGUGAUGGUCAACAGACUGAAAGCCCAGAGGCCUGAGGAAUGCCUGAAGCACAUUGUGGUGGUGUUGGAUCCAGCGCUUUUGCAGAUGGAAGGUGGAGGCCAGCUCCUGGGAGCACUACAGUCCAUGGAGUGCAACUGCGUGAUUGAAGCCCAGGCUGUGGCUCGAAGUAUCACUUGGAGGAGGAGGACAGAGCUGGCAGAGGAUGGAGAAGGCUGGCUGGAAGAACCAACCAUCCUGGUGUUGCUCCUGGCAGAGGCCUUCAUGUCCAUGGUGUACAAUUUAAAGCAGGGAAGUCCGGGAAGUACCAAGAAAGGGAAGGAUACACUUGAGGGCUUUGUAACUGAUGUCACAGCAAGGACAGGGAAAGCAUUGUCACUGGUAAUUGUGGACCAGGAGAAAUGCUUCAGGGCUCAGAAUCCUCCAAAGAGAAGGAAAUCAGGAAUGGCAAAGAAACAGGCCAAAGAGAAGCAGCAGAAGAGACAAGAGUCUAACACAAGACUCAUGAUGUCCAGGGUAGACAUGGAAGAGGCUUUGGUGGAUCUGCAGCUACAUACAGAGGCCCAGGCUCGGAUGGUGCAGAGCUGGAAAGAGCUGGCUGACUUCGCCUGUGCGUUUACAAAGGCUGUGGCUGAAGCGCCCUUCAAGAAGCUCCGGGAUCAAACCAGCUUUUCCUUCUAUCUGGAGAAAGACUGGGCUGGAGGGAUGAAAGUGGACCAAGCUGGUAGGGGACUUGCACUGAUCUGGAGGAGGCAGAUUCAGCAGCUGAACCGAGUCAGUUUGGAAAUGGCCAGUGCUAUUGUGGAUGCCUAUCCCUCACCACAGCUCUUGGUACAGGCUUAUCAGCGGUGUUUUUCGGAGCAAGAACGCCAGAAUUUGCUGGCCAACAUACAGGUACGCCGUGGAGAAGGUGUGACAUCCACCUCCCGCCGUGUUGGGCCAGAACUAUCCAGGCGGAUCUACCUUCAGAUGACCACACUGCAACCAGAUCUCAUCUUAGACAAUGUUGACUGAUGUCCCGUGGCAAGAGGAUUAAAGAUUCCCCAUCCUUGGUAUGUGACA
Messenger RNA from Phodopus roborovskii (desert hamster), 1909 nucleotides. RefSeq names its product essential meiotic structure-specific endonuclease 1 (gene Eme1). The transcript is spliced from 9 exons. The coding region runs from base 158 to 1861 and encodes 567 amino acids. NCBI's taxonomy places the organism in Eukaryota, Metazoa, Chordata, Mammalia, Rodentia, Cricetidae. Gene Ontology annotation, cellular component: Holliday junction resolvase complex; nucleus. Gene Ontology annotation, molecular function: nuclease activity; DNA binding. The record is from RefSeq and is a predicted model, not a curated record. Gene Ontology annotation, biological process: resolution of meiotic recombination intermediates; replication fork processing; mitotic intra-S DNA damage checkpoint signaling.